CCCUGCCCUCCGGCCGUCCGCACGAACCCGCCCCCUUGCCGUUUCUCCCCCCCUCCCCUGUCCUCCGCACGCCAACAUGUCUCGCGGCAGCAGCGCCGGCUAUGACCGUCACAUCACCAUUUUCAGUCCCGAGGGCCGCCUCUACCAAGUGGAGUACGCCUUCAAGGCCAUCACCUCGGCCGCGCCGUUGACCGCUCUGGCGGUCACAUCCAACUCCUGCGCGGUGCUGGUGUCGCAGCGCAAGAUCCCCGAGCGCUUCGUCGACCCGACCUCCGUGUCGCACAUCCACUCGGUGUCGCGCGGUGUGGGCUGCAUCACGCUCGGCCGCACGGGCGACUGCGUGGCCCAGCUGGCCCGCAUGCGCGAGGAGGCCGCCCACUCGGAGUACAAGCUCGGCAUGCCGAUGGGGGCCGAUGUGCUGGCCCAGCGCAUGGCCUCCCUGGCGCAGGUGUACACCCAGCAGGCGUACAUGCGCCCCCUGGCCGUGGCCACCCUGCUGGUGGCGGCCGAUGAUGAGCGUGGCCCGCUGGUCUUCCGCGUGGAUCCGGCCGGCCAUGCGGUGGGCUUCCGGGCGGUGGCCAUCGGCCAGCGCGCCCAGGAGGCCAUGUCCGCCCUGGAGAAGCGUUACAAGGCCACCCGGACCACGACGCUGGCCGAUGCCGGCGAUGGGGACAUCGACCCGGCCGACGCCAUCGACGCCUCGACCAUCGCCAACAUGGAUGUCAAUGCCACCAUCGAUCUGGCUCUGUCUGUCCUGCAGCAGGUUCUCGGCAUGGACCUGACGACCGAGGACUUUGAGGUUGGCGUGGCCGAGGUCGGCGACAACAUCCCCUUCCGCAAGCUCGACUGCUCCGAGCGCGAGGAGGCCAUCCGCCGCAUCCAGGAGGCCGACUAAGCCCCACCAGCCCGUUCAUCAUUGUCCGAUCCCUCGCCCGGCCUGCCGGCCUUUGACCUUGUUUCUCGCCGCAUGUGCGCGCCGGGGAGCUCCUCCUUUGUCUUUCCCUUUUCCUGGCGUGUUUGGCCCCCUCGCCCUCCCCUGCCUCCGGGUCGCGCCCAUUUUCACACCCAUCCCCCUGUACAAAUAUGAUAACCCCUCAAAGAUGCCA
Messenger RNA from Fonticula alba, 1106 nucleotides. RefSeq lists its product as hypothetical. Gene Ontology annotation, biological process: ubiquitin-dependent protein catabolic process. The record is from RefSeq and is a predicted model, not a curated record. The transcript is spliced from 3 exons. Gene Ontology annotation, cellular component: cytosol; proteasome core complex, alpha-subunit complex; proteasome core complex. Bases 77 to 895 code for a protein of 272 amino acids. NCBI's taxonomy places the organism in Eukaryota, Rotosphaerida, Fonticulaceae.